This is a messenger RNA of Vollenhovia emeryi, 1852 nucleotides long. Its product is annotated as collagen alpha-1(IV) chain-like. The coding region runs from base 158 to 982 and encodes 274 amino acids. The transcript is spliced from 3 exons. NCBI's taxonomy places the organism in Eukaryota, Metazoa, Arthropoda, Insecta, Hymenoptera, Formicidae. The record is from RefSeq and is a predicted model, not a curated record.
UUAUAUAGAAGAAGGAAUGCUCGCUACACCAGCACUUCAGUUUCGAACGGUGAAUCGCGCGAUUGUUAAAUCUCCCGGUCCCGUUGGAUCCCACUGGUGAAAUCUUCGCGUGUUUAUCGAGUUCACUGAACGCCUCAGGACAUUUGAUAUCUGAAUCAUGCUGAAAUACACUAUACUCUUCACCACUGUGUUCUGCAUGGUGCAGUCGCAACGACCAUGGCACGCGGGUACCGGUAAUCGUCUGCCCCAAGUACUGCCUCAAUAUAUCGACGAGCGAAUAGCGGCGGAGCAAGCAGCUCAAGCGGGUCAACCGGUUCAAGGGGGCCAAACGAUCCAAACGAAUCUAGGGACUCAAGGAAUCCCAGUGGGCCAAGGGGCACAAGGAUUCCCAAUAGGCCAAGGGGCUCAGGGAUUUCCAAUAGGACAAGGGGCACAAGGAAUCCCAGUGGGCCAAGGGGCACAAGGAAUCCCAGUGGGCCAAGGAGCGCAAGGANUCCCAGUAGGCCAAGGGGCUCAAGGGAUUCCAGUGGGUCAGGGAACUCUAGAAAUUCCAGUGCGCCAAGGGACACAAGGAAUUCCAAUAUACCAAGGAUUCCCGACUUACCAAGGGGCUCAAGGAAUUCCAACUUACCAAGGGCCUCAGGGAAUUCCGACUUACCAAGGGACUCCAGGAAUUCCAACUUACCAAGGGACUCCGGGAACUCCGAUACUCGGCACCAGUAACACGCUGCUGGGGAACCGAAUCGACGGUGGAGACGGUAGCUUCACGCCAGUCAUGAGCACGACCAUAAACCCAGCUGAUCUGCCAGUUGACGCUCACGGCGACGUUGACCUGGUGAACAGGAUCAAGACCUGGCCGAGGGACAAGCAACCCUUCUGGUACAUCAACUGGCAGGCGAUCCAGGCCCAUCGCGGCGACGCAAAUAACACCGCUCAGCCAGCCCAGACGCAGCCGAAUACGAGAUCGUUCUUCGCGGGUUAAGACACAGGAUGAAUUCUAAAUCGGACAACCGACAAGACUGUAAAUUUAAGCAUUUGCUUCUAGCAGCAAGACGAGGACGCGAUCGUCGAUAUUUAUGGCCGUUGACGACAGCGGUUAUUCCUAGUCAAAAUCGUCUCUUUGGAGAAAUCGUGACUUCACCUCUCGAAGAGUCGUCAAUCAGGAUUAUUAUAUCGAUCCGGUUUCUCGCGGAUAGAGGACUCGAAUGCGACCGAAACAAAUGUCACACGAUUGUACGAAUUCGCUUUUACAAUAGAAUUAGUCAAUUUUUAUACGAAAAGGCAGUAACGAUGUUGUUAUAUGUAUAACUCGAAUUACAGAAUAAACUUCUACAGAAUAGACUUCUAAUUGUAAUAAUCUGUAUAUAUUUAUAGAAUAAUCUGAAAUUAGGAAUAUGCGCGCUCCAGAAGAAUAUUAUUAGAACUGUGUGUGCUAUCUGGGAAGAGAUCGACUUGUAGAAUGUUCAGUAUCUUGUUUAAGCAUAUUCAAAAUCAACAUAUACCAUUUACGAUAUUACGUGUAUUACACAUUAUAGUGUGUUACACAAUAAACAAUACGUAAGCUCGAUAAAUAUUACAAAAAUUACUCUGAAAGAUCCUCGACGAAUAUUCUAAAAACGUUCUUCUUUAUUAUGAAUAUAUGAUUUCUAACUGUAAUAAUCUAUAUAUAUUUAUAUAGAAUAAUCUGAAAUUAAGAAUAUUUGCACUCCAGAAGAAUAUUAUUAGAACUAUGUGUGCUAUCUGGGAAGAGAUCGACUUGUAGAAUAUUCAAUAUCUUGUUUAAUACCAUUUACGAUAUUACGUGUAUUACACAUUAUAGUGUGUUACACAAUAAACAAUGUGUAAGCUCGAU